Molecule: messenger RNA, 552 nt
Organism: Cryptococcus wingfieldii CBS 7118
Lineage: Eukaryota; Fungi; Basidiomycota; Tremellomycetes; Tremellales; Cryptococcaceae
Exons: 2
Coding region: 1-552 (183 amino acids)
Source: RefSeq, a predicted model, not a curated record
AUGGGCACCCGCGGUCUUAUCGGCUACAUCCUCCGCAACAGGCAGCGCAAGGCCAUGUACAACCACUUCGACUCCUAUCCCGAGGGCCAAGGCCACGACAUUGCCCAAUUCAUCUCCCGCCUUUCUCCCGAGCAGAGCAAAGAGAUGGCUGAUAAAGUGGAGAAGAUCGAGUGGAUCGAAGACGAGAGUGCGAUCAUUCCCGAGGACAUCAAGAAGCGCUACCUGGCCGUCGACGGUGGAAUCUGGAAAUACGAUUUCCCAUACGGUGGUCCUGAGCACUGGUUCGAAGACGAGCGCACAUUUGAAGGUCUUUCAGAAGCGGCCAAGAUGGACUUGAUUGAGGAAUGGAAAGCGUAUGCCGCAGAGCUGUUGAGAUUGGAAGCAAAAUACGACACAGGUUUGAAUGGUCCCUUCACGUUCCAUGGCUCCAUGGAUGCUUGGAGUGGCGUGAUGACGGAAGCAGAGGGGGCGAGGGCGCUGCCGUUCAUCCUACAUGUACAGGGAAGGCUCAACUGUUUGAUCGACUGUAGUGCAUUCGCUGUCAUCUGGUGA